Messenger RNA from Motacilla alba alba, 2475 nucleotides. It is a transcript of the gene CFAP100, whose product is annotated as cilia and flagella associated protein 100. The record is from RefSeq and is a predicted model, not a curated record. The transcript is spliced from 15 exons. NCBI's taxonomy places the organism in Eukaryota, Metazoa, Chordata, Aves, Passeriformes, Motacillidae. The coding region runs from base 332 to 1996 and encodes 554 amino acids.
CCGAGCCGAGCCGAGCCGAGCCGAGCCGAGCCGAGCCGAGCCGAGCCGCGCCGCACGGUUCCGUGCGCGCUCCCGUGACCUCGCACCGAGCGUCGGGAGCGCGCGUUUCCAUGGCAGCGCAAACCGCGGCGGCCGCGCUGCCCCGGCCCCGCUCCGAGCGCCACUGCCCGGCCCGAGCAGCCCGCAGGGGACAGCGCUGGGGGACAGGGACACCCCCGGGGAGAGGGACACCGCUGGGGGACACCGCUGGGUGAGAGGGACACCGCUGGGGUCAAAGACACCAUCCUGACAUACAGCAUCUACAUCUAAAAGUCUCUCUUCCAAACUUGAAAUGGAAACCCACCUUGUGCUGUCAGAAAGCACAGAAGAGGAUGAAAAAAACCCAAUGAAAAAUCCAUUUAAAGUCCCAUCAGAUACUGAACUUUUCUCAAUGAGGCACAAGGAAAUUAAGAAGGCACAGGAGGAACGUGAAAAGAGGAAGACUCUGAAAGUCCAUGAGAAAACUACUUACUCCACUAAAAUGAAGGCAAAAAGUGGGUUGAGGAAAGCUUUGAAAAGGGAGGAAGAAGAGGAGAGCAGAAAAGAGGCAACAUGUGAAGAGAGACUGAAAUAUCUCCAGGAGAUGCUCUCACGGAAGUUAGCCAUGAAAAAAGAUUAUGCAUUCGACAGGGAGACCUUCCAUGGCUACCUGCAGGACAGAAAGCAAAUCUUUUUUCUUGAGCACACCAUUGCAGUAAAGAGAGGGGAGAUUAAAAAGAUGGAGAGCAUAGCCAAGGAUGAGGAAAAAAAGCUGGAAAAGGCUGAGAGAAGGAUGGAGAAGGACGCUGCCAUGUUUGAUGAGUUCCUGAAGGAGAACCACAACCACUCUGUUGAAGCACUGAGGAGAGCCAAAAGAGAAACCUCAGCAAAGACAAAGAAAAUAACAGAGAUCCAGGGACUCACAACUGAAAUAAAGAAAAUCCAAAGUGACAUCUCCAGAUUUGAGGACACCCUGCAGGAGUACAAGAUGUACAGGGACAUCCUCUACCAGCUAUCUCCAAAAGAGUGGCAGGAAAAACACAGAAAAAGGCACAAAAAAGAAAAGGAUAAGGAAACAGAACCCAGAGUUCAUGAAGGAAGUGCUUCGCAUCCCUCCACCACAGAGCAGGACCAGGGUCCCACAGACACUGCCCACAGUGUCACCUUCACGGAUAUACCAAGUUCCCUGCUGUUCUCAGAGAGUUUGGAUUUCAGGGCACGUGAUGUCAGGCCACAGCUUAAACACUUCCUGAAGCCUCUUCUAUCAAGAGAAAUAAGUUCACUGGAGGAUGCAGAGUGUGAAACCAGCUCGGAUGAAGAUGAGGAGCCUGAGCUCUACUUUACUGAUCCUGAACAAUUGCUUACUACUUUCAUGGAGAUGCUGGAUGAGAACUUAUCCUUUGUCCUGAACUCGCAGGAUAUUGCAGAGAGUUGGAACAAGGUCCAACAGACUUUCAUCACCACACGUGAAAGCACGGAGAAGGAGUUGGCAGCGCUGAAAGAGCAGGUAAACACCCUCCGAGCCUCCGUGGCCAAGGAAGAGGAGAAAGUAGCCGACCUGAAACUCAAAGUUCAGCUCUUUUCCUCUGGAGAACACGAAGGUGAUGACCAGGACAAAAUGCUGACAAGCCUGAACAAGAAGGUGCAGGAAGUCUAUUUCCAGUGCACUGGAGACAAUGAGGCAAACCUGCCAACAGUGGAGAUGUUAAAGGUAAUAGAAAAACAGCUCAACGAUUUACUGGACAGCGUGGAGAGAAUCCCACCAGCCAAGAUAGAAAAGGCUGUGAAAGACAUAAGAAAGGAACAGAGGGCAAGGCUCAGAGAGGAAAAGCAGAAACAAGCAAAGCAGCAGCAGGAUGAAGGAUUGAAAAGGGACAUGGAAAGAUCACAGGUACCUGAAGAAAAAAAGAACUACAAGAAAACGGCCUUGCCUUCCAACCCACCUGCCAGGAAGGAGAACAGCCAAGGAAAUAGAUAAGGAAGAACAAUUAUAUUAUUUUCUCCUGAUGACACAGCCUUAACCACAGCUCAUAGCUCACAGCCUCAACCACAGCUGACGCUGCUCCAGAAGUCUUUCCUAGAUCUGUCAGUCUUUGCUCAACUGAACUUUACUGUCCCAUGAAAUUUCUUUCUUCUCCUACCCUAAGAUUCCAGGGAAAGUUUGCAACCCCUUUUCCCUUCCUUUGGUAUUUUGCCUAAGAAAAUAAAUUAAAAUCCUCUCAUUUUGCUUCUCAAGCUGCUGCUUAGCACCAGUUCUUGUCUCAUUCGGUUUUUGAUGCCAUCAGCACUAUCUGUACUAACCUGAGCAGUGAGAUCUAUGACAGUCCUAGGUGACAAUCUUUGUUAAGGCACAGCUAGGGCAGGUACCUCACAGACAUUUAUGAUAAUCACAGGUCUUCUGAAGGACUCUAAAAACCAAGGGCUAUGCUCCAAUCCAAAGCCAUUGUAGACUCUGCC